CGCGCGGCGCGCUGCUCAGCAACGCCAAAGCGGCCGUGGGAGGGCGGCGCGCGCAUGGCCAAGUUCGUGGUGGCGGGUAAGGCAAACUGCCCUUACUAUGCCAAGGCUGAACUCCUGGCUGACUAUCUCCAGACUAACUUGCCCAACUUCAGGGUUCACAAGAUUACUCAGCACCCUGACGAGUGGGAGCAGUGGCUUCAUGACAUUUGUGAAACAAAUGGAUGGGAGCACCGACAGAGUCCUAUCAUUUGGAGAGAACUGUUGGACCGUGGAGGGAAGGGUCAGCUUCUGGGAGGACUUAAUGAUUUUCUGGAAUAUGCUCAGCAAUAUUAUGGCAUCACUUCAAUGAUGCUGAGUGAGGAAAUGUUAGACAUUGCUGAGGAGAACCUGCAGGCACAUCUUGAAAUUGUAAAAGAGGAUGAAGAGAUUAAAAGUCUUAUCAAACCUAUGCAGAUCUGGAUCACCAGUGCAUCAGUUCCAAUCUGUUAUCAUCUGAUCCCUCUGUUGGCAAAUGGAGAAGUGUUUGGGAUAACCACAGAAAUCAGUAUCCAUUUGCUUGACAAUGACCUGUUUAAGGAAAUUCUUCGCGGUAUUGUAAUGGAAGCUGAAGACAUGGCAUUCCCACUUCUCCGCAGUAUUUCAGAGCACACAGAAUUAGAUCAGGCUUUUAUUGAUGCUGAUGUUAUCAUUGUUCUUGAUGAUGUCCUCUUAAACCUUGAAGUCCAAUCCCUUGAGAGCUACAUCAGAGAAGUGAGUGAGAUCUGCCAAGUGUAUGCUCCCUUGAUUGAGAAGAAUGCCAAGAGUGAAGUCAAAGUCAUUUCAUCGGGAAAAACCUUUGCAAACCUUAAGGCAACAAUGUUAAGGACAUAUGGCCCAUCCAUUAGGCCUGAAAAUAUCAUUGCCAUUGCGACAUGCUGGGAAAGUGCAGCUAAAGCCAUGCUGGCCAGGAAGCUGAAUACAAACCCAGCAGGAGUAAAAGAUGUGAUUGUUUGGGGCAAUAUUACUGGGUCUAACUACAUUGAUUUGUCACAUGCAAAACUUUAUGGAUAUGACUGUGCAAUUUGGGGGCCUCCUAAUUUUCAGCGUCCUUUGUUGAAUAUGAUUUACGAUAGCGAAUGGAUCCAUUCGGAAUUGCUGUCUGCACAGAGUACCCUGAGUUCCCGGGUGUCGCGUUGUACGGCAGUGUUACCUGCUCAUGCGGUAGCCACGGUACUGCGAUACUGGUACCAUGGCUCUCCUUCUGAGGAGAUCAUUUCUGUGGGAAUACUUAGUGAAGGUCAGUUUUGCAUUCCUGAAGGAAUUACCUGUUGUAUGCCUGUGAGGUUCCAGAAUGGUAACUGGGAAGUUGUGACAGAAAUAGAAAUUAAUGAAACGACCCAAAAAGUUCUGGAACGGUUGUCCCACGAGUUGGUUCAGGAAAAGCUCGUUGCACUAAAGGAAAUAAACGAAAUGAAUCCAUAUGAAGCAGAAUAAAAACUCCACAUCUUCUCCCAAGCGUUUCUCUGCUACCAUUUCUAUUGAAUUUGUUUUCAAGUUGUCUGUCUUCAUUCAUCAAAAUAAGAGCAGAUGAACACUAAAGCAUGUUUUAGUUUUGUUUUUUCACUUUUUCUCUAUUUUCAGGUUGUGAAAUUCCUGCGCUUUUCCAAUGUUCUUACAAUUUCUUUCAAUUUUUCAUUCCUACAGACCUUUUCCCUAGUUUGUUUUCUUUCUCACUUCCUUCAGAUUCUUUUCAGUACUUUUAUAUCAACCCAUUCUGUACUAGUGGCUGUUUUCUCCAUUAGAGAGAGGCUGAAGAAUGGGGAAACUAUUCAGAGUUAGAUGCCCAGAGCCUCUACUGAGCACAAAGCCUUUUGGUUUUCCAUGCCUGUUUCUUGGGAAAGGACUACAGAUACAAGAAGAUAUUCCUGAUGAAUGCAGAAUUUAAUUAUUUGGCUAAUCAUCACCUUGUUUAACCCAGACAGGGAAUUCCCAAUUAGGUAAGAGUGUCCUUCCCUAUCUACUCUCUAACAGCAUAGCACUGCUGCUCUGUAGAGCUGUCCUGUUCCUCUUGUGUCAGCAUUAAAUGUUAAACAGAGGCCUUCCCACUGCUAGCAGUGAUGUGCUUAGUUGUGGUCUUCUCUUGUGACAUCCGUAUCAGGUGUUCAACUAUUCUCAAAGUGCCCUGCUUUAUCUCCUUGCAUGUGGAAGUAUUUUAGGAGGCUAACAAAAAUAGCUCAUGUUUUUGCUUAUUUUUACAGAAUUGGAAACCUUGCCUACUGGGUCACUUUAGCUAGAGUUGUCUGGAAGAGAAAAUGCUGGAAAUUCCCAUAUUAAGAUAAGGUUUCCAUUGCUCAAAAGAGCAAACUAGAAAGACUUAGCAUUGCUGUAACUUUUGCAGUAUUUUCCUCAUUAAAAAUACUCCAGGAAAUCUCUAGGUGGAAAAAUAUUUCAAAACCAGUGUGAAUGUAACAUUUUAAAUCUCUAGACCAAAGUAAAAUUCCUACUGAUUUUAA
Molecule: messenger RNA, 2492 nt
Organism: Catharus ustulatus (Swainson's thrush)
Lineage: Eukaryota; Metazoa; Chordata; Aves; Passeriformes; Turdidae
Gene: MDH1B
Product: malate dehydrogenase 1B
Exons: 9
Coding region: 55-1473 (472 amino acids)
Biological process (GO): tricarboxylic acid cycle; malate metabolic process; oxaloacetate metabolic process
Molecular function (GO): L-malate dehydrogenase (NAD+) activity
Source: RefSeq, a predicted model, not a curated record